UAUGGAGGUUUCGUCAAAUCUGCUUGGGGCUUGGCAAAAGGCACGGGAUUGCACGGGCGGGCGAUUAUAUCGAGCGCCGUCUGAUUGGUCCGCACCUAAAGACCUCGGAUACAAUCGUGACGAAGCAUCGCAGACAAUCGACCGAAGAGUGCUGGACGAUCUUCCUCCACCAACACCACCAAACCACCUCCACUCUCUCUCCACUCUUCAAUUCUCGUUUGUUGCAGCAAUGGCCUCCGUGAUGCGCCCCAGCCUUCUCAGGCAGUCCCAAGCCGCACAGCAGCGAGUCUUCUCCACCAUCACCCGCCAAACCACACUCCGACCAUCCAUCGCAGCCGCGCUCCCCAAGCCCACCACUGCCAGCAGGGUCGCCGCCUUCCACGCCACCCAGCGCAAGGCUAUUCUUCCCGCUCUUCCCCAGAAGAUCAAGGGUACUCUGAACGAACCCACGGCCGUCCCGGACCCAGCACCCGCCCAUGGCAGCUACCACUGGAGCUUUGAGCGCGUCGUAUCGGCCGGUCUGAUCCCAUUGACAAUUGCACCAUUCGCAGCUGGCAGCUUGAACCCGGUCAUGGAUUCGGUCUUGUGCGCUUUACUCGUUGUACACUCGCAUAUUGGCUUUGAAGCCUGCAUCAUAGACUACUUCCCCCGCCGCCGUGUCCCAAACCUCUAUAACGCCUCUAUGUGGGCCCUCCGUAUCGGCACCGUCACCCUCGGCAUCGCCCUGUACUCGUUCGAGACAAAUGACGUUGGCAUCACUGAGCUGGUUUCUAAGCUGUGGAGUGCUUAG
Periconia digitata is the source of this 790-nucleotide messenger RNA. NCBI's taxonomy places the organism in Eukaryota, Fungi, Ascomycota, Dothideomycetes, Pleosporales, Periconiaceae. The record is from the annotation of a GenBank genome assembly.